GCGCCUCACGUCCCACACGAGCAGUUUCCAUAGGCUGGACGUGCAGCGUUACAUAUCCAGAAAGGCUGCGCACAUCCACGACGUGCCGACGUGACGCCGCUGACAAGACUGACGACGCCACGCACGAGCGAGCGGAGCACAGUCCUCAUCCGGCUUAUUUUAUUUAUUUAUUUUUUAUUAGUUGUUGUUGUUUUGUUUUUUUUCAAGUGAAAGAACCUUGUUAAGACUAAAGUAAGAAAACUUUAGUGAAGUGUGUGUUUCUCAAAGGGGAACAAACUCCUGAAGAUGAGCCUUUUCUGAAGGAAACCAGCGGGACCACCAGAGGAAGUUCUCCCAUCGCCACAAAAGAAGCUCCAACAAAAGGUUUCACACUUCAAGAGCCCCGAACACCGCAGCGGCCAUGGACUCUGGAAAGCAAAUAACCUUCCCGUUGUUGAUGAGUGUUGGAACGGCUGUGAUUGGCUCCCUGCAGUUUGGCUACAACACAGGUGUCAUCAAUGCCCCUCAGAAGGUUAUUGAGAAUUUCAUCAAUGAGACGUGGAAUCAACGUUACAAUGACCAAAUCACCCCAGGCUCCCUCACGGCCAUCUGGUCCAUCUCCGUCGCCAUCUUCUCUGUGGGAGGCAUCUUUGGCUCCUUCUCUGUUGGACUGUUUGUCAACCGCCUGGGAAGACGGAACUCAAUGCUGAUGGCGAACAUCUUGGCCUUUAUCGCAGCCGCUCUGAUGGGAUUUUCCAAAAUGGCUUCCUCCUGGGAAAUGCUGAUCAUCGGCCGGUUUGUGGUCGGGCUCUACUCUGGCCUCUCCACAGGAUUUGUGCCCAUGUACGUAGGUGAAGUGUCCCCAACCGCCCUGCGAGGAGCGCUGGGCACCCUGCACCAGCUGGGUAUUGUCGUCGGCAUCCUCAUUGCACAGGUGUUUGGCUUGACGAGCAUCAUGGGUAAUGAUGACUUGUGGCCACUCCUAUUGGGCUUCACCUUCAUCCCAGCUGUAAUCCAGUGCGCCCUACUGCCUCUGUGCCCUGAAAGCCCCCGAUUCCUGCUCAUCAACAAGAACGAAGAGAACAAGGCCAAGAGUGUGUUGAAGAAGCUCCGGGGCACCACCGAUGUGAGCUCUGACAUGCAGGAGAUGAAGGAGGAAAGCCGACAGAUGAUGAGGGAGAAGAAGGUGACCAUCUUGGAGCUCUUCCGCUCGCCUCUCUACCGUCAGCCCCUCAUCGUCGCCGUCAUCCUGCAGCUCUCCCAGCAGCUGUCUGGAAUCAACGCGGUGUUUUACUACUCGACUCGAAUAUUUGAAAAAGCUGGAGUUGCCCAACCCGUCUACGCCACCAUCGGGGCCGGAGCAGUCAACACAGCUUUCACCGUUGUGUCGCUGUUUGUGGUAGAGCGUGCUGGACGCAGAUCUUUGCACCUGCUGGGCCUGUUGGGAAUGGCCGGAGCUGCUGUUCUGAUGACUAUUGCCUUAGCUCUGCUGGAACAAUACAAAUGGAUGUCGUAUUUGAGCAUCGUUGCCAUUUUCGCCUUUGUGGCCUUCUUUGAGAUCGGGCCGGGUCCCAUCCCCUGGUUCAUCGUGGCUGAGCUGUUCUCACAGGGCCCCAGGCCCUCAGCCAUCGCUGUGGCUGGGUUCUCCAACUGGACGGCCAACUUCAUCGUAGGAAUGGGCUUCCAGUAUGUGGAGGAGCUGUGCGGCCCCUAUGUGUUUGUCAUCUUCACUGUGCUGCUGCUCAUGUUCUUCAUCUUCACUUACUUCAAAGUGCCAGAGACCAAGGGCCGGACAUUUGACGAGAUCGCGGCUGGCUUUCGCCAGACGGCUGCUCCGGGGGGAGAGAAGCACUCGCCGGAGGAGCUGAACAGCCUGGGAGCUGACUCUCAACUCUGAGCCGCAACCGUCUCCAAACUCUCCGAUAAACUCUUUGUCAGACCGCCGGGGCGAGCGAGAAGGGUCUGCCGACUAGAAGUAGACAGAUCCACUGGUAGAAUAAUGUUCACUCUGUCACCACAUUUCGGGCGUCAUCACCAAACGCAAACCAGACCCGUGUGACUCUCCGACAUGACGCCCUCGACUGCUCCUCUCAUGUCACACAAAGAAAGGAGAACCUGAUGGGCACCGUGUCGCCUGGUGGAUGUGGAGAGGGGAGUUGAGGAUAGAUGGGAAGAAGUUUUGAAUUUUUUUUUAAAGAUAUCUUUUUAGGAAGGAAAAAUGUGUGUCUGCAUCACUCAAAACCAGCCUUUUCUUUUUUAAAAUAUAACUUUUUUCACUGAAUAUGUCACCGUUAUGUGCUUUCACUCUGUUACAGCACAGUGAGUUUAUUUUUAUCUGGUGAAGGAGUGCUGUAACUGCACAAAAAAAAGUUCACUGUGCAAAAAUGUUUUUUUUCUCCUGUUGAUUAUACUGUAAUGCUGUAUUACUGUAGACUUAGCACUGUAGAUGCUGCACAGCUCAACUCUUUCUGUCCACCAGAUGGGGCACUACAAUUAAAAAAAGGUCUCAGUGCUCCACUGAUGUACAUCUACCUUUUAUCAGAAAGUUACUGAGUACACAAACUGUGAUAAAUUGUUUUAGUAUCCUUAAUAAACUGUAUUAGAUUAGUGGUAGAUUGCCUUAAAUUAUAUAAAUAUAUAUAUUUGUUACUUAUUUUACUAUUUUAUUUGGGUUUUUUUUUUCCUUAGGGAAGCAUUUUGUGCUUAAAAUGUAAUUUUCCCUCAUAUUUUUAGAAAACAAAACCACAUCCAAUUGAAAUAAUGACAAAUACUUCUCCAUUUGUGUAAUUUCACUGUAUUCCCUUCAGGUAAAAUGAGGAACUGUAUCUGGACUAAAAUGCUGAACUCGCAAGUGCAGUUGAAUGAAUGAAUAAAUGAUUUAUUUAACCAUGAGAUGAGAUUAGCAUCCACUCACAGCCCAUCGCCACAAAUCCAAAAAAAAAAAAAACAGCCCGUCUCACAGAAAUGGUGAAAACCUGAACUCUUGUGAGUUCAAGUGCCCACAUGAAAGAAUCAGUCCUCCUCAGCUGCUGGGCUUCUGGUCAGAGCGUUCUGAUCUGCACUGAAAGCUUCUGUCUGUGGAGGAUCCUCACUUUAAACCUGGUGAGAUUACCUGCAGAGCUUCCAGAUUCCAGCCUGAUAACCUGUUCCUCCGUGACAAAUACGGAGCAUCUUCAGAAGAAUGAAAGAAAAGGAAAAGAGAAAAGAAAAAAAAAAAAAACCACGAGGACCAAAAUGAAUGUCAGUCUAUUUUUUUUCAUUAUCCUGAAAGCGCUCUUCACCGUUGGCGGGUCAAACGCUCAGUAGUCCUUGCACUUCAUAUUGUCUGUCAUGUGUCCCAGGAGACGGAAUCCUGUUGCAGAGCUGGAGGGUAUUGUGCUGUAUAAUGUAGCUUUCUUUCUCUCGGUCUACUAUUCUCCUCUCGAGCUCACUUUGCCUUGCUGCAAACGCUGCUGUCGAUCACUGCUGUAUCACUUGUUGAGUCUGUCCUCUCUCUACAUGCCUUGUUUGAGGAAAGUUAUCUUUUUAGUCGCACUUUAUUGUUCACAGUGAUAUAUCUCUGAAAAACACACUAAGGUGUUUUGUUCGUUUGUUGUUUUUUUUUUUUUCUGUACACAGUGUGGGAUCUUUAUAACUAAAGAGAGACUGAAGUACUGCUGAUGGGUUACUUGAUGCGUUGAAAUGGAAAUGUGUGCAAAUUUAUCAACUGUUUUAAUCGAUCAGGGUCUUGUGUGCACGCACGAAUCAGUUGUGGAUCAUUUUGGAUAGCAUUCGUGGUGGGGAUGAGCUCCGGCUCCAAACCCGUCAUUGAAAACCUUUUUACCAUUCCAGGAUUGGUUGUCGGUUUUGUGUGUCAUGGAUCUUUACAGUGCAGAACUUAUUUGAUGGGCAGUCGUGUCCAUUUCAGAAAGGCACUGGAGCAUCAACUCUUUUUAUAAUGUUUGUAGUUUCACAUGUCUUCACCAGCAAAAAGAAAGAAAAAAAAAACAUUAAUUGGCACCAAAACAUGCACCUUU
Molecule: messenger RNA, 3995 nt
Organism: Salarias fasciatus (jewelled blenny)
Lineage: Eukaryota; Metazoa; Chordata; Actinopteri; Blenniiformes; Blenniidae
Gene: slc2a1b
Product: solute carrier family 2 member 1b
Exons: 10
Coding region: 401-1876 (491 amino acids)
Biological process (GO): dehydroascorbic acid transport; response to insulin
Cellular component (GO): apical plasma membrane; plasma membrane; basolateral plasma membrane
Molecular function (GO): D-glucose transmembrane transporter activity
Source: RefSeq, a predicted model, not a curated record